This is a messenger RNA of Ictidomys tridecemlineatus (thirteen-lined ground squirrel), 3553 nucleotides long. The record is from RefSeq and is a predicted model, not a curated record. NCBI's taxonomy places the organism in Eukaryota, Metazoa, Chordata, Mammalia, Rodentia, Sciuridae.
CCCGGGGACCCAUGCCCACAGCUCCGCAGGGUGCGGACGGCGGCUGGCCGGAGCUGAGGCACCGUGCUGCCCCCAGGGCCGCCCGUUCAGCGGCUCGUCCUGCCCACCUGUUGCUAUGCACAGCACCUGUCACCUGGGGAGGGACAGGGCCUCUGUGGCCCAUUGUGCUGGGGCAGUGGAGCCUCUACGGAGCAGCCAACAAUCAACCCCGGGUGAAGACCGACCCCAGCAGGAUCCCUAGGUCCCACAGUCGAGGUUCUGAGGACUCCUUUCUAGAAGUGGAAAGUCUUCAGAGGCACAAGAUACAGCUUCCUUCCGGAGCCUGAGGAACGCCGGGUCCUGAGGGUGAGCUGCUGGGUGCCCUCAGCUCAGCGGCCAGCAGGGACAUGCGGCUUCCCAGGCGCCCCGCCGCUCCGUGGCUCCGACCCGUGCUGCCGGCCGUGGCCCUGCAGUUCUGAGCAGCGUCCCGCUGCCCCUGCUCCCCGCAGCCUCCUGCUGCCCAUGAGUGUUGGCUGCUGAAGGCCCGGUGGCCCCUGCCCACAAGGAUGCAUGCCCCCAUCGGGGGGCUGCUCGCGGCCCUGGCGCUGGUGUUUGGGACGGCGGUGGCCUUCGCGCCCAUACCCCGGAUCACCUGGGAGCACAGAGAGGUGGGUCUGGUGCAGUUCCACGAGCCAGGCAUCUACAACUACUCGGCCUUGCUGAUGAGCCAGGAUGAGGACACGCUGUACGUGGGCGCGCGGGAGGCCGUCUUUGCGCUCAGGGCGAUGGACAUCUCCAGGAAGCAGCACGAGGUGUACUGGAAGGUCUCAGAAGACAAGAAAGCAAGAUGUGCCGAGAAGGGGAAAUCGAAGCAGACAGAAUGUCUCAACUACAUCCGGGUGCUCCAGCCGCUCAGCGCCACCACCCUGUACGUGUGUGGGACCAACGCGUUCCAGCCCACCUGUGACCACCUGGACUUAGCAUCCUUUAAGUUUCUGGGAAAAAAUGAAGAUGGCAAAGGAAGGUGUCCCUUUGACCCAGCACACAGCUACACGUCCGUCAUGGUUGAUGGAGAGCUUUAUUCUGGGACGUCGUAUAACUUUUUGGGAAGCGAGCCCAUCAUCUCCCGAAACUCUUCCCACAGUCCUCUGAGGACGGAGUACGCCAUCCCUUGGCUGAACGAGCCCAGCUUCGUGUUUUCUGACGUGAUCCGGAGGAGCCCCGAGGAGGGCGAGGACGACAGGGUCUACUUCUUCUUCACGGAGGCCGCAGUGGAGUACGAGUUCGUCUUCAAGCUCAUGGUCCCGCGUGUGGCCAGAGUGUGCAGGGGGGACCAGGGCGGCCUGAGGACCUUGCAGAAGAAGUGGACCUCCUUCCUGAAGGCCAGGCUGACCUGCUCGCGGCCGGACAGCGGCCUGGUCUUCAACGUGCUGCAGGAUGUGUUUGUGCUGCGGGCCCCGGGCCUGAAGGAGCCCGUGUUCUACGCCCUCUUCACCCCGCAGCUGAACAACGUGGGGCUGUCGGCGGUGUGUGUCUACAACCUGUCCGCGGUGGAGGCCGUCUUCUCCGGCGGGAAGUACAUGCAGAGCGCCACGGUGGAGCAGUCCCACACCAAGUGGGUGCGCUACAACGGCCCCGUGCCCACGCCGCGGCCCGGAGCGGUGAGCGAGGGACAGGGUCCAGGGAGGGCUGUUGGUCCCGUUCAGGGUUCACGGCCCACACCGGCCCCACCUCUGUCUCCCUCCCAGGGCAGGAGGUUCGUCUACGCGGGCUCCAACUCGGGGGUGGUGCAGGCACCCCUGGCCUUCUGUGAGAAGCACAGCAGCUGCGCGGACUGCGUGCUGGCGCGGGACCCCUACUGUGCCUGGAGCCCGGCCACCGCUGCCUGCGUCGCCCUGCACCAGGCCGAGGGCCCCCACAGGGGCUGGAUUCAGGAGAUGAGCGGCGACGCGUCCCUGUGCCCGGAUAAAGUUAAAGAAAGUUACCGGCAGCAUUUUUUCAAGCACGGCGGCACAGCAGAGCUCAGAUGCGCCCUAAAGUCCAACCUGGCCCGGGUGGUGUGGAAGUUCCAGAACGGUGUGCUGAAGGCCGAGAGCCCCAAGUACGGUCUCAUGGGCAGGAAAAACCUGCUCAUCUUCAACCUGUCGGAAGGCGACAGUGGGGUGUACCAGUGCCUGUCAGAGGAGAGGGUCAGGAACAAGACCGUCUCCCAGGUGGUGGCCAAGCACCUCCUGGAGGUGAAGGUGGUCCCGCGGACCUCGGCCACCCCCACCCUGCAGGCCACCCGGACGGAAGAGACCUCAUCUCCUAAGCCCUUCCCUCCUCCUGGCUCCUCCUCCCUGUCCUGUCUGGCUCCUGACUGGCCUUCCUCUCCCCGGAGCCCCUGGCCGCCCUUGAGCUCAGGGCCCGACAGCCGCCCACGGGUCAUCUUGUUGCCGCCCUUCCUGAGUGACCAGGCACAGCAGGUGCAUGCUCUGGGGACCUUCCACCUCUUCUGCCAAGCCACAGGUCCCGCAGACAUCCGCUUCCUCUGGGAGAAGAAUGGGCGUGCCCUGGAGACGUGCGUGCCCGUGCAGACCCACGCGCUGCCCGACGGGAGGGCCCACGCGCUCAGCUGGCUGCGGGAUGCCAUCCAGGAGAGCACGGAGUACCGCUGCUCCGCCCUCUCCUUGGCCGGGAACCAGACCUCGAAAGUGCGGGUCGCUGUGAUGAGACACGAGGCAGCCCAGCAGGAGAGGUGGAGCAAGGAGCUGGCAGCCUGGAGGGCUGUGGUCGGGGAGCAUGACCGGCUGAUGCGGGGCUGGAGGAAAGCUUGGGAAAGCUGUAGCGAGGAUAACUUCUAGGCAUGAGGAAUGUUCUGGACAAGACCCUGAGCAGAUCCUGCUGCCACCAGCCACGGUCGCCCCUGAAGAAGGCCCCAGCAACCCGACCAGCGAUGCACACAGCCUUCAGGACACUACCUGACUGGUCCCUCCAGAUGCUGGGUAGUGGAGAAGCACUGAACCCCAAGUGGGCCUGGGACUGUAACCAGGAAUUUAUUUUAAUUAGGUGCUUAGGACCUGUCAGAAACAGGUGACCAGGAUGGUUAGAAACUAUAAACCAAGGCAGUUGUGGCAAAAGAACAAGUGUCAGGGCUCCUCCUCCCCCUAGUGGCCACCCCUACAGGAUCCCUAGGACUUGGUUAUACCCACCCCGCAACCCGAGAGCUCGCAGGCUAGUGCCCAGCCCCCACCACUGGUUUUACAGAUUCAGUCAAGUCAGCGGCUGUGCCCACCCAAACACCUAGCCAUUUAACUUUAAGGUCCACUCCCUGGACGGGAGGGUGAGAUUCUAAGGAAGAGUCCUUUGCGUAAGACGUGAGAGAUGAGGAGGGCCGGGCCAGGGCGGAGCUGUCCCACCUGUGCCACUCUUCACUCCCCUCGGAACACGGGCUCUGUUUUCUAAUGUGUCGUGGUUCCUGCCUGUGUUUACCUAUAAGUGCUCCGCUUCUCCAUGGGACACCAGGCUUGAGGUAGAAAGCCAAACUGGUCAAUUAUGCAAAUCUCCUGGUGCCAUAUUAAAUUUUCCUGACAAA